AAAAAUUAGUGGUUGCAAAAUAGUGUUAAAUAUAUUGGGAAAGCAGUGACAUUUGACAUUUGAGCAUUCAAUCGUUUCGUUGCAUCUGUCAGCAUACAAGCGGUGUGUUAUUGAAAUUAUUUGGAAUAGAGUUUUUAACAAAUAUUAGUUAGUUAAAAUGCCUUCUUUGGAGGCGGAAAUAACAGUUGAACAGCAACAAAAUGUUGAGCAAUCUAGAUCUAUGUCUGGACCAAUUAUUGGAAUAAUCUAUCCCCCACCGGAAGUUAGAAAUAUUGUCGAUAAAACUGCAAGUUUUGUUGCUAGAAAUGGCCCUGAAUUUGAAGCACGAAUUCGACAAAAUGAGCUUGGCAAUCCAAAAUUCAACUUUCUUAGUGCCGGGGACCCUUACCACGCCUAUUAUAGGCAUAAAGUCAAUGAGUUCCGUGAAGGCAAAGAUACUGGACCCAAUGUCAUAUCGGGUAUUAAACAAUUAUCAGUGACAAGUGCUGCGCAACAGAAGCAGCAAGAGCUGUUAAAACAAGUAGCUGAGCAGCAGUUUGUACCGAGGGAACCACCACCUGAGUUUGAAUUUGUUGCUGAUCCGCCAUCUAUAUCAGCAUUGGAUUUAGAUAUUGUGAAGCUUACCGCACAGUUUGUUGCUAGAAAUGGUCGUCAAUUCUUGACUAAUUUAAUGAACAGAGAGCAACGCAACUUUCAGUUUGAUUUUCUUCGCCCUCAGCACUCAUUAUUUCAAUAUUUCACUAAAUUAUUGGAGCAAUACACGAAAAUCCUUAUCCCCCCAAAAGAUUUAAUGGGUAAAUUGCGUUCUGAAAGUUCUGACGGCCGUUCAAGUACUAAUUUAGUAUUAGAUCAAGUAAAAUAUCGCGCGAACUGGCAAAGGCAUCAGGAAGCUCAGCGUCGACGGGAAGAAGAGAAAAUUGAACGAGAAAGAGUUGCAUAUGCGCAAAUUGACUGGCACGACUUUGUAGUUGUGGAAACGGUUGAUUAUCAACCAUUUGAGACGGGCAAUUUUCCACCACCAACAACACCAGAAGAAGUAGGUGCACGUGUUCUUAUGGAAGAACGUCUAUUGGAAGAAGAUGGCGAUAUAGAAAUGCAAAUUGAAUCUGAUGAUGAGGAUAGUCAGGAUGCACCUAUUUCUACUGGUGCUAUUAAAUUAUCACAAAUGGAAAAUCGUACUAAUAUACAAAUGAAAAAUAUUGCGCCAAAUAUGCCGACAGCGGCUAAAAAAGACAAUAUUCAGGUACAAGAUAUGGAUGAAGCUUCAAGCGACGAAGAAACACCAAGUUCUUCUAAAACUCAACCGGCUGUUACACCAUUAUUGCCACCAACACAUGAUAAAGUUGUUGUUAAGAAAUAUGAUCCGAAAGCUAAUCAACAAAAAAUACAAAAACCGCCAACAUCUGAUGAAUAUCUUAUAUCUCCUAUAACAGGUGAAAAAAUUCCAGCUUCUAAAGUCGCAGAGCAUAUGCGUAUUGGCUUGCUUGAUCCACGUUGGGUCGAACAAAGAGAUAAACAUACUGUUGAUAAGAUUAAUCAGGAAACCGUGUUUGCAGCCGGUACUGCUAUAGAAGCAAGUUUAAAGCAAUUGGCUGAGCGACGUACCGAUAUUUUUGGUAUUGGUGACGAAGAAACUGUAAUUGGUAAAAAAUUGGGUGAAGAAGAAACUAAAAAAGAUGAUCGCGUUACAUGGGAUGGUCACACUUCUAGCGUUGAAGCAGCAACAAGAGCAGCUCGUGCUAAUAUCACAUUAGAAGAUCAAAUUCAUCAAAUACAUAAGGUAAAAGGCUUGUUGCCGGAUGAAGAAAAAGAAAAAAUUGGUCCAAAACCAGUUACAAGCAAAACUACACUUUCGGCGCCUCCGCAGCCGCAUCAACUUAGCAAUAAACCUCAUAUACAACAAUCACAUCAACAAUCGCAUCAUCAUCAACCACAACAAAUGCAACCACCACAACAUUCUAUACCGCAACCGCCAGUAAUGAUGAUGCAAAUGCGUCCACCUCCAAUGAUGCCACCACCAUUUCCUGUUCCUGGUUAUUUACCUCCAAUGCAGUCGGGUGGUCACCCACCUAUCGCACCAGCGCCACCAGUUAUGGAUCAAAGUAUGAUAUCAAUUCCAACAAUUCCUAUUGAUGAUGAACCUCCAAAUAAGAGAAUGCGUUCUGAAGAUAAUCUAGUACCAGAAACAGAGUUCAUUGCAAUACAUAAGAGUCCAAUUACUAUACAAGUACAAGUACCAAACAUAAUUGAUAAGUCAGAAUGGAAACUAAGUGGACAAACGAUUGCAAUAUCAUUGGCCUUAACGGAUGCUGUUUCUAGUCUAAAGGCUAAAAUACAGGAAGAAACAGGAAUGCCUCCCGCAAAACAAAAAAUUUCAUACGAGGGCAUGUUUUUCAAGGACAGCAACUCUAUGGCAUUCUACAAUUUACUCACUGGAGCUACAGUACACUUACAAGUCAAGGAACGCGGUGGUCGUAAGAAAUAA
This is a messenger RNA of Teleopsis dalmanni, 2485 nucleotides long. It is a transcript of the gene Sf3a1, whose product is annotated as splicing factor 3A subunit 1. Lineage: Eukaryota; Metazoa; Arthropoda; Insecta; Diptera; Diopsidae. Gene Ontology annotation, biological process: mRNA cis splicing, via spliceosome; regulation of alternative mRNA splicing, via spliceosome. Gene Ontology annotation, cellular component: U2 snRNP; catalytic step 2 spliceosome; U2-type prespliceosome. Gene Ontology annotation, molecular function: protein binding; RNA binding. The record is from RefSeq and is a predicted model, not a curated record. The coding region runs from base 158 to 2485 and encodes 775 amino acids. The transcript is spliced from 9 exons.